Molecule: messenger RNA, 1185 nt
Organism: Penicillium bovifimosum
Lineage: Eukaryota; Fungi; Ascomycota; Eurotiomycetes; Eurotiales; Aspergillaceae
Product: CobW family GTP-binding protein
Exons: 5
Coding region: 1-1185 (394 amino acids)
Cellular component (GO): cytoplasm
Source: RefSeq, a predicted model, not a curated record
AUGUCUGCUAAUAUUGAAGAUGAGGAUGCUCCUCCGGAGCUCAUUGAUGUAUCUGCGAUGCCAGCAGAGCAGGUGUCAGUAGAUGAAGAACCGACAGCUCGAGUGCCCAUCACAUUGGUCACUGGGUACCUGGGAGCCGGAAAGACGACUCUGUUAAACUACAUCCUAACAGAGAAACACGGCAAGAAAAUCGCAGUGAUCAUGAACGAAUUCGGUGACUCAAUGGACAUCGAAAAACCAAUGACAGUAAACCAAGGCGGCCAGGAAGUGACCGAAUGGAUGGAAGUCGGCAACGGCUGCAUCUGCUGCUCCGUCAAAGACUCAGGCGUAAUGGCCAUAGAGUCCUUAAUGGAACGUCGCGGCACCUUCGACUACAUCCUGCUAGAAACAACCGGCCUCGCCGACCCGGGCAACAUCGCCCCAAUCUUCUGGAUGGACGAAGGACUCGGCAGCUCCAUCUACCUCGAUGGAAUUGUGACUCUGGUGGACGCAAAGAACAUCACCCGCUUGUUGGAUGAGCCGGCGCCGGAAGAGAAGGCCGAGGCGCAUGACAAGGAUCACGAUCAUGGAUCCGGCCCUGUGUUGUCGAUGGCGCAUAUGCAGAUUUCGCAUGCGGAUGUGGUUAUUCUUAACAAGACGGAUUUGGUUACGGAGGCGGAGCUGGAGGCUGUGAGGGAUCGGGUGGAGUCUAUUAAUAGUGUUGCUAAGAUUCAUGUUACGGAUCAUAGUCGGACGCCGCAGAUUGAGGGUGUUGUUUUGGAUUUGCAUGCUUACGACCAUUUGGCGGAUUUGGAUUUCAGUAAGAAGGGGCAUAGUCAUAUGGAUCCGGCAAUUUCUACUGUUGCAAUCGUUAUACCGCCAAUCGCAGCGGGUAAGGUUGAGCGCGUGGACGCUUGGCUGCGCUCGGUUUUGUGGGAUACGACGUUCCCUGUACCUGCUCAAUCAUCCUCGUCUGAGCCACAUCCAGACAACUUCGAGAUUCAUCGGUUGAAGGGCAUACUGUUCCUAGAUGAUGGGACAAGCAGGGUCAUCCAAGCCGUGCGGGAUGUCUUCGAGAUUCGAGAUGCGCAACCAAUAGACGAGGAUACGUCUAAAGAGCUUCAGUGCAAGAUUGUGUUGAUUGGACGGGGUCUGGGGUCAAGUGCAGAACCCUGGCGUGAGAGCUUGGAGUCUUAUUUGGCGUAA